Molecule: messenger RNA, 2264 nt
Organism: Owenia fusiformis
Lineage: Eukaryota; Metazoa; Annelida; Polychaeta; Sabellida; Oweniidae
Source: the annotation of a GenBank genome assembly
GUGAGAUAAAUUAACGUCUAAGUUUAAGUGAAGGUGUUAUCUAUACCUUAACUUCGUGGUAUUUUGAUGCCCAAAAUAAACCAGGAGGUUACAGUGUGUUAGCACAGAGCAUCAUCAUCUACAGGGUUGUUGCAGUAAGGAAUACGGGAACAUAGCGGCUGAGUUCAGCCUGCCAAGAAACCGAUCGGUCUACCUCCUACCCACUGAUCUCCAUCAUCAAAAAGUCCAGAAAGGAAACUUCAUUUCUCGAUCUCCGGAUCAGUGGAUACUUUCGAGCUUUUGGGAUUCUUCAUGAUUUAGCUGGAUACUUCAACCGCUGCACAAUAUUGGGGGACCAAUGACCCUUCAAUAAACCACUUUUGAUUUUUCCGUUGCCCCGUGAUACGAACACCUGGUUACCAUGACGACAACGGCGGGUGGAAAACUAGCCCAGGAGAUUCAUGAUGAGUUUCUCGUUUGUAAAAUCUGUCUUGAAGGCUAUAAGAAUCCCAAAAGUUUGAAUUGUCUCCAUACUUUCUGUGAGGUGUGUAUCCAGAAUCAUGCAGAGUCGGAAGGCUCCUACAAGAAGUAUUCCGACUACAGGGAGUUCACCUGCCCGUUGUGUAGAAAACGCACAACGCUACCUAUCGGCGGAGUCAAGAAACUCCCCGAUAAUUUUCUCGUCUCCAGCCUUGGUGAAGUUGUCCAGCGUCAACGACCCUCUAAGUUCCCCUUUUGCGACAUCUGUAAGAUGGUAAACCGGAAACACCGGGAAGCUGCCUCAAAAUGUCUGGAUUGCGCCAAGUUGCUUUGUAAGUCUUGCCUUGAGCUUCACAAGACCACUAAAGUGACGAAGGAUCAUAGCAUAUUCGAUGUCGAGAUAGAGAAAGACAUUGAAUGUAAGGAGCAUCAAGAUGAGGUGGUCAGAUUCUACUGUGAACCCUGCGAGACGUGCAUCUGUGUUCUCUGUACAUUCAACGAGCACAAGGACCACGAUAUUUCGAAUUUUCAAGAGUCCGUCAUUAAAUAUAAAGAUAACAUCGAGAACCUCCUUCGUACAUGUACUGGAAAGAUCAAUAAAUUUGAGGAACAGUUAGAAUCUCUUACUGAAUGCGAAGAGCACGUACAAAACGCCGAAAAGUUGAUCCAUGAUACUGCUCUCGAGUUCAUUUCGGAUAUACGCAACAGAGAGAAGUAUUUGAUAGAAGAGUUGCAUACCAUAUAUGGACGAGAUACCAUGGAGUUUAUAAAACGCAAAGGUGAAAUGGCAACAAAUCUAGAGGGACUGAAAAGUACAUGUAAUUUGACUGAAUUGAUCCUUAAAGGAAAAGAUAUAGAACUGCUUCUACUUAAGAAGCAAGUAUCCGAGAAGCUAGGCCAUCUGAAAGAAUUGAAGAUCGAAGCACUACCCGGGUCGGUAGGUAAGAAGGUGACAUUCUUCCCAGGCAAGCUGGACUUUGGCUACGUACAGGACCCAGAGAGACCGAUGCUCUCGCGACUGAGGGCCAAGAGAAUAACGUCCACAGAGAGACUGAGUGAGUCUGAUCUUAUAUCUGAGACGGCCACCCAGACAUGCAAAGAGGACCUAGAUGAAUCGUUUUCUGAUGAGGAAAGCUACGAAAGCGACAAGAGUGACGUAAGUCUAGCUGAAGUUGAAACACAAACCCAUCUCACCGCUAUAAUGCCCCGCAUCAAGGCCCUUGACAAGCCAUUCUACCCAUGCAUGGAGAAAGGCAUGAACACCAAUUGCCCCAAUAUGGAGGACAAGGCAGUCAAUACGAGGAGUCGGAGCCUCCAGAGCACGAGGAAGUCAACGGAAAACACGGCGGGUGAUCAAGAAGCCCCUACUCUUCCGAGGCAAAGGUCGCAUGGUUCAAUUACGAAGACGGAGGAAAUCAAAUCUGUCAGCUCUGCGGCGCAGUCUCUCCCAGCUAGCCCCAUCAAGAAGGAUUCUGGCAACAGGUCUUGGGGAGCGCAGUCAAGCAUGCAGAACGGUAUUAGACGUUAACUGGUCGGCCUUGCACAUAGAACACUCAUUGGGAAAAAGAUGAUGGACGCCCAUAAACAAGAAAAACCGUGUUACGUCGGUUAUCAAUGAUAUAGGCUAAUGGGUGAUAAUGUUCACUAUUUUAUCAAUAGAAAAAAGGAGUGCAGAGAUGCUCGAAAAUGAUGUACACAUCGCAACUCCAGUCAUAUGUAUGGCUACGUGUAUAUUAUACAUAAAGACGGGAGAUCUUAACCGUCGUAAUAAAUGAGUAUAUACUGCAGUCUCAUGUUUGGCUACA